Scheffersomyces coipomensis is the source of this 2983-nucleotide messenger RNA. RefSeq lists its product as uncharacterized. Gene Ontology annotation, cellular component: plasma membrane. The transcript has 2 exons. Bases 338 to 2884 code for a protein of 848 amino acids. NCBI's taxonomy places the organism in Eukaryota, Fungi, Ascomycota, Pichiomycetes, Serinales, Debaryomycetaceae. Gene Ontology annotation, molecular function: calcium-activated cation channel activity. The record is from RefSeq and is a predicted model, not a curated record.
ACUAAUUUCAAUUAACUACCAGUCUCCACAACAUCAUAUUCUCCAAUUCCAUCUUACCUGAUAAGAUCACGUUGAUCUCAUCCUCACCACUCGUCCGUUAACACAUCUGUUAGUGUUGUUAGUUCCUGUUUGUUUGAUUUUUACUAGUUAGCAGCAUCGUUGCUCCACGUUUGAUUUCAAUUUUAAAUUUUGACCGUCAUUUUUAUUUUUGACCGUCAAUUUCAAAGCACAUAACUAAAUAUCCUACACCUCAAAUAAUUCAAUUCAAGUCAAGUCCUAUCAUAUCAUAUCAUAUCAUAUCAUAUACAUAGUUCACGAAAUCCAACCAUAAUUGAAUAUGUCGUUUUCAUCAUUAGAUGAUUUGGAUGAUGAUCCCUUGAACAAGAUGAGAGGGCAACAAAGGGUUUUCAAAACUCAAUUGACUAUUUGUCUUUUCAUAGGUAUAGGUUCAUUCUUCUUAUUUUGUAUACUAAGACAUAGAUGGCCUCAUAUUUAUGCGGUUAGAACAUUAAGAAAAUCUUACAAUAGUGCCAGAAUUAAACCAUUACCAAAAGGAUAUUUUGGUUGGAUAUUCGUUAUCUUUGCCAUAACAGAUGAUGAAAUCUUAAAUUAUUCGGGUUUAGAUGCUUAUGUUUAUCUUGAAUUCUUCAAAAUGGGUAUCAAGAUUUUUCUGAUCUUAUCUAUUUUGGCAGUUAUAGUCUUAAGUCCAAUCCGAUAUUAUUUUACAGGUAAUUAUGAUAAAGAUAAUAUUCAUUGGUUGAUGGUACGAUCCCUUUACCAUUAUAGUUUUGAUGAUCCAAAUAAUCCUCCUGACUUUAGUGAUGAUUUCCCUCAAUUCAUGUGGGUAUAUCCCAUUUUCACUUACUUAUUUUCAAUCAUAAUUUAUUAUUAUCUUUAUGAGUACACAACAAAAGUUUUAAAAAUAAGACAAAAAUAUUUGGCAUCUCAAAAUUCAAUUACUGAUAGAACCAUAAGAUUAGAUGGAAUUCCAAAAAAAUUAUUAAACAUCGAUAAAUUAAAAGAAUUUGUUGAAAAUCUUCAAAUUGGUAAAGUUUCUGAUAUCAAAUUAAUCUAUGAUUGGACUCCAUUAGAGAAAUUAUUCAAUAAUAGAAAAAAACUUAUUAGCAAAUUAGAAAGUCAUUAUUCAUCAAAAUACAACUUAAAGGUUGAUAUUUAUGAUCAAAAUAAAAUACCAUCAGUUUUACCUGAUUAUGAAAACCCUAACUUGAAUAAUAAUGAAUUAAAAGCUAUCAAGAUUGAUAAACAAAUUAAACUAUUAUCCCAAGAGCUAGUAGAAAUCGACAGUCAAAUACGUCAAAUUCAACAAAAUAUUGAAAAUCCUGAUUUUAAACAAAUCAAUAGUGCAUUUAUAACCAUGGAAUCAGUUGCUUCUGCUCAAAUGGCAUCUCAAACCUUAUUAGAUCCUCGAGUUUAUAAAUUAAUGGUUAGUUUGGCUCCAGCUCCAAAGGAUAUACAAUGGAAAAAUUAUAAAUUAACCUAUUUAAGAAGACUUAUAAAAUCAUAUUCAGUUACAAUCAUUAUCGUUCUAAGCUAUGCUUUCAUAAUUUUUUUAGUUGUUCCAUUAGCUUCCUUAUUAGAAAUUAAAACUAUAACUAAAUUCUGGCCUGCUUUAGGAAAAUUAAUAAGUACUUCACCAUGGUUAACUACAUUUGUUACUGGUAUUUUACCUCCAUUAUUAUUUUCAGCUUUAAGUGUUCUGACUCCAUUUUUUUAUAAAUAUUUAUCCCAAAUUCAAGGUUAUUCAUCAAAUAGUGAGAUUGAAUUAUCAACCUUAUCAAAAAAUUUCUUUUACAAUUUCUUUGUGUUAUUUUUAGUGUUUGUUAUUACAGGUACGAUUUGGGAUUAUUUAUCUUAUAUUAGUGACACCACUAAAAUAGCUUAUAAGUUAGCUUCGUCCUUAAAAAAUAAAUCAUUAUUUUAUGUUGAUUUAAUAUUAUUACAAGGUUUAGCCAUGUUCCCCGUUAAAUUAUUACAAAUUAGUGAUUUCGUUAUUCUUAAUGUUAUUGGAAAAUUAUUCUUGAUUAAAAAUAUGUUUUUAAAGACUCCAAGAGAUUAUAGAGCUUAUUAUUUUACCCCUCAAAUCUUUGAUUUUGGUAUUCACUUACCCCAACAUAUCUUAAUUUUCAUUAUAAUUUUGAUUUAUUCUGUUUUAUCAACCAAGAUUGUAACCAGUGGAUUGGUAUAUUUCAUUUUAGGAUAUUUUGUUUAUAAAUAUCAAUUAGUUUAUAAUUUUGUUCAUCCUCCUCAUUCCACAGGUAAAGUUUGGCCCAUGAUAUUUAGAAGAAUUCUUUUAGGCUUAAUUAUAUUCCAAUUAUUUAUGUGUGGAACCAUGGCUUUAGAAAGUGCUAUAUUAUUAUCAGUUUUGUGUGCACCUUUAGUUAUAAUCACCAUAUUUAUAUUCUGGAACUUUGAAAAAUAUUAUGUUCCAUUAAAUACUUUUAUUGCUUUGAGGGCUAUUCAAAAUCCAUUCAAUUUUGAUAAAGAAUUUGACGAUGAUAGAUCGAGUCUGGAACAGCCAAAAGAAGAUGAAGACUUCCCUGGAAAUCUUUCGCUGGUACUUGACGAAUCAUCAUUCCUAAUUGGAGGUGAUCAUUCCAUAUAUAAUCAAACUACCGCCUUAAGUAGAAGACGAUCCACCAUUGACGAAGAGAGAGAACAAUUCUCUGAUUAUACAUAUCCAUACUUGAUAGAUCCAUUACAUGGACCAUGGGUUGGAUUCGAAGGUGAUAUAAUAUCGAUGGUGGAAUAUAAUAACUCUAAUUUGUCUAAUCAUAAUAUCGAAAAUGGUGAAUUUUCAAUUAUAUCAAGAACAGAUGACGAAAUAAUUUUGAGGAAGCGCUUAAAUGUUAGCGAAUGGGAAUAAUAGAAACAUAUAUAGAUAGAUAGAUACUAAUUUGAUUUGAAACAGUGUCAUAUUAUUAAACUUUUUAAUAUAAAAUAAUGCACUAUAAAUGAAUAUAGC